AUGAGCGACUCGAAGGUUUACUACCCCCCCGAGGGUCUUGCUAAUGAGAGAUAUAUUAGUUCGAUAGAUACAUAUAAUGAAUGGUAUAGAAAAUCCAUUAAACAGCCAGCUGAAUUUUGGACGAACAUAUCUUCACAGUUUCAUUGGGAGGUCAAGCCUAGAGCCGAAAAUGCACUUUCCUACAACUUUGACCUAAAGAAAGGGCAUAUAUUUAUUCGUUGGUUUUCCGAUGGAAAGACUAAUUUGUGCUAUAACUGCCUUGAUCGGCAUGUAAAAAAUGGGUUGGGAUCGAAGGUUGCUUUUUUGUGGGAAGGCAAUGAUCCAAAUGACAGGAAAACAAUCACAUAUCAGGAAUUGCUAACAGAGGUUAUUGCUUUCGGUUCUACUCUUCGACGGAUGGGUGUCAGUAAGGGUGAUCGUGUAGCUAUCUACAUGCCGAUGGUUAUUGAACAAGUUAUCGCCGUUCUGGCUUGUGCACGCAUCGGUGCGAUUCAUUCUGUCGUGUUUGCCGGCUUCUCGGCAGAAUCCUUAUCAGAACGCCUGAUGGCUGCAGGAUCUCGUGUGUUAGUUACUUGUGAUGGAGCUUGGCGUGGGACAAAACUUAUCGAUUUGAUGAAGGUUGCCAACGAGGCGAUGGAUAUAUGUGAAUCAAAGUCUCGCCCACUUGAACAUUGUAUUGUUUUGCGCCACUUAACGCCGGAGAAAAGAGUUGGCGCACCCGUACCCGUUUCCGAUUGUCCUGGUAUUCGUCCGGUUCAAAACUUCUCCAUCCGCAUGCGUGCAGAUCGUGACGUUUGGUGGGAUGAGGCAGUUCCUCCCGUUGAAACCGAAUGUCCAGUUGAGUGGAUGGAUGCGGAAGAUGAACUCUUCAUCCUUUAUUCUAGUGGGAGCACUGGUCGACCCAAGGGCCUCCUGCACACCACCGGCGGCUACAUGGUGUACGCAGCAACGACUGCGAAGUAUGUAUUUGACCUCCAUCCCGACGAUGUGUACUGGUGCACUGCAGACAUUGGAUGGAUCACUGGUCACAGCUAUCUCAUCUACGGUCCUCUCCUGAAUGGGGUGACGAGUGUGAUUUUCGAAGGACUCCCCAACUGGCCAGACUACGGCCGUUACUGGUCCAUAGUGGAGCGGUAUCGUGUUACCAAGUUCUACACCGCACCCACCGUCAUCCGCAUGCUCAUCGGAGCGGGUGAGGAGCAUGUUAAAAAGUACGAUCGGUCCAGUCUCAAAAUUCUUGGCUCCGUGGGAGAGCCAAUCAACCCCUCGGCAUGGAAGUGGUACUACGAGGUGGUGGGCGAUAGUCGCUGCGCCAUUGUGGACACCUUCUGGCAGACGGAGACCGGCGGUCAUAUGAUUACAACGCUGCCUGGCGCAAUGCCCAUGCAACCCAGUUGCGCGGGUCGGCCCUUCUUUGGGGUGGAUGCCCGCAUCAUCAAAAAUGAGUUUGACACCGGUGGCAAAGCCGGUGUUAUGAAAGAUCUAUCUGAUGAUAAGUGUGUGGAGGAAGGUUGUCUCGUGUUUGCUGCCCCAUGGCCAGGCAUCGCACGCACCAUCUACGGUGACCACAAGCGGUUCGAAGAUGUUUACUUCAAACGCUUUCCUGGCUACUUCAUGAGUGGUGACGGAGCUGUUUUGGACUCAGAAAAUAACUUCUGGAUUACAGGACGUAUGGACGAUAUGCUGAAUAUGAGCGGUCACCUUCUGAGCACGGUUGAGGUCGAAUCCGCUCUGGUUUCGCAUCCUUUGGUAGCUGAGGCAGCAGCCGUUGCAAGACACCACAAAGUGAAGGGCGAGUGUCUCCACUGUUUCGUUACAUUAAAAGACUGUGUUCCUCAAAUAAUUACUCCUGAACUGCGCCAAGAACUCGUCAAUCUUGUGAGAGCAAAGAUUGCUCCCUUUGCUGCGCCGGAUUACAUUCAGGCUGCUCCGGUCCUACCUAAGACCCGCAGUGGUAAGAUUAUUCGCCGAAUUCUACGCAAGAUUGCCAAUGGAGAUCGCGAAUUCGGUGACACUUCAACACUGGCCGACCCGAGCUGUCUCGACUACCUUUGUGCAGAAGUCGAAAAAACGCGCUAG
Molecule: messenger RNA, 2079 nt
Organism: Echinococcus granulosus
Lineage: Eukaryota; Metazoa; Platyhelminthes; Cestoda; Cyclophyllidea; Taeniidae
Exons: 8
Coding region: 1-2079 (692 amino acids)
Molecular function (GO): AMP binding; acetyl-CoA synthetase activity
Source: RefSeq, a predicted model, not a curated record